Messenger RNA from Diaporthe amygdali, 1437 nucleotides. RefSeq names its product ca2+ transporter. Gene Ontology annotation, cellular component: fungal-type vacuole membrane. Gene Ontology annotation, molecular function: calcium:proton antiporter activity. Gene Ontology annotation, biological process: calcium ion transmembrane transport; intracellular calcium ion homeostasis. The coding region runs from base 1 to 1437 and encodes 478 amino acids. NCBI's taxonomy places the organism in Eukaryota, Fungi, Ascomycota, Sordariomycetes, Diaporthales, Diaporthaceae. The record is from RefSeq and is a predicted model, not a curated record. The transcript is spliced from 4 exons.
AUGUUGCGAGCUCCACAACCACGACAGUCGACGUCCUCGCGCAGCAACAACAUGGCCACCACCGAGAAGUCGAGCUCGCGCGACCCAGCGCUGCCGCAGCACGAGCCUGUCCGCCACAAGCACGACGAUGGCAAUGGCAACUCGACCAUGACCCCUCACAUCAAGGCCGCCGGCGAGAGUGGCCGCAGGGGCUUCGGCACCGAGUUCUUCCCCAUCGUCUGGAAGUCGUCCUGCAAGGCCUCGUCCGCCGUCAACGUCCUCUGGCCCGUCGUCCCCGCCGCCAUCGCCGUCAAGUACGCCGCCGGCGAGCAGCACCUCGCUAUCUUCAUCCUGACCUACAUCGCCAUGGUUCCCUGCGCCAACCUGAUCGGCUUCGCCGGCCAGGAGUUUGGCCGCAAGUUGCCUCCUGUUGCCGCUGUGAUUGUUGAGACUACCCUGGGCUCCGUCGUCGAGAUCAUUCUAUUCCUGGUCCUGGCCGUCCGCGAAAGGAACGAGGAGAUCAUCAAGGCCGCCAUCUUGGGGUCUAUCUUGGCCAAUAUGCUGCUGUGUCUCGGGCUCUGCUUCUGGGCCGCUGGCAUGCGCCGCGACGAGUCCCACUUCAGCGAGGCUGUCGCCGAAGCUGGAUGUGGCCUGCUUCUCACCGCUGGUAUUGGUCUCGCGGUGCCUACCGUGUUCACCUUGGCCUUCCAAAAUACCGAGGGCCAAACCGCCGAAGCCCUUGCAAGUACCGUGCUGCAGGUCUCUCGCUCUACGGCCGUCAUGUUAAUUAUCGCCUAUUUCGUCUAUGUCUGGUUCAUGGGGCACACUCACCAUGGUAUUUAUGAGGCCGUAUUUGAGUACGAUGAGGAGCGCGACCACGAUGCCCAUAAGGACGCGCACAAGGCGAAGCUCACCACAACCGAGUGUGUGAUUGCGCUUGUGAUAUCGAUCGCACUGGUCAGCAUCAUCGCCGUAGCUCUUGUUGAGGAGAUCCCCUUCAUCGUCGAGAACCACGGGGUUUCGGAUCCGUUUAUGGGUCUCAUCCUCGUGCCGCUGGUAGAGAAGGCGGCGGAGCACAUUACAGCUAUCGACGAGGCCUGGGACAACCAGAUGAACCUCGCGCUGUCGCAUGUGCUCGGCGCUACGCUGCAGACGGCCCUCUUCAACGGACCCUUUAUCGUCAUUGUCGGCUGGGGCAUGAAGUUCGACAUGGGCCUCGACUUUGACGUCUUCAACCUGGUCAUGCUGAUACUCUCCAUCAUCACUGUGGGCAACUUCUUGCGCGACCAGAAGAGCAACUACCUCGAGGGCUUCCUGUUGGUCGUUGUGUACGUCAUCAUCGCCAUAGCUGCUUUCUACAACCCAACGCUUGCCGAGGGCGAGGCCACCUCCGAGGCCACCUCCGAGGGCACUACCGAGGGCUCGACGACCCAUGAGCGGUCCCUGUUUGGACUCUAG